Messenger RNA from Anopheles bellator, 741 nucleotides. Its product is annotated as serine protease snake-like. NCBI's taxonomy places the organism in Eukaryota, Metazoa, Arthropoda, Insecta, Diptera, Culicidae. The record is from RefSeq and is a predicted model, not a curated record. Gene Ontology annotation, molecular function: serine-type endopeptidase activity. Bases 1 to 741 code for a protein of 246 amino acids. The transcript is spliced from 2 exons. Gene Ontology annotation, biological process: proteolysis.
AUGGCCCUGCUGGGCCGACCGUGCUCCAGAGAUACUUGUGGUGAAAACGAUUCUGGUUUCGAUUGGUUUUGUGGGGGCUCCCUUAUCGGAACUCGGUUCGUCCUGACGGCGGCUCACUGUGCAUACGUUUCAAUGCCGCAUCCUCCGACGAUCAUCCGCCUUGGAGAACACAAUCUCAAGGAUAGCUUUUCUCCAAACCGCCAGGACGUUGAGGUUCAGAGGAUCGUGCACCAUCCGGGUUAUCACUACGCAUACUACGACAUCGCGCUGGUGCAAUUGAACGUCACGGUCACCGUCAACGCCUACGUGCAACCGGCUUGCCUUUGGACUCACGAUUACGAUCCUGACUCUCCGUUGAUAGCCACUGGAUGGGGAAAUCUUGGCUACUAUAACGAACAGGCGACGGUUCUACAGCGGGUACAACUUCCUAUUGUACCGAAUUGGCAGUGCAACCAAAGUACGUUCCACAACCGUCGUCUUCGGCACGGAAUUUUAAGCAUGCAACUGUGCGCUGGUGAUCAGCAGGGAGGCAAGGACACAUGUCCCGGAGACUCCGGUGGUCCGCUGCAGAUACCAGUCCCAGAAGCAGAUCGAGAAGCAGGGCUCUGCUCUAGUCCACACUAUUUGGUAGGUGUCACAUCAAACGGUAUGAUUUGUGGUACAGUUAAUCAGCCAGGAAUUUACACGCGCAUUGCGUCCUGCGUGAAAUGGAUUGGACUUGUAGUUGGUCGAGGCGUUUAG